Priapulus caudatus is the source of this 759-nucleotide messenger RNA. RefSeq names its product von Willebrand factor A domain-containing protein 2-like. The record is from RefSeq and is a predicted model, not a curated record. The coding region runs from base 9 to 716 and encodes 235 amino acids. The transcript is spliced from 5 exons. Lineage: Eukaryota; Metazoa; Priapulida; Priapulimorpha; Priapulimorphida; Priapulidae.
GGGAACGAAUGCUACGGUUAUACACAAGGAAAGCAGGACUGAGGAACUUCACAAUGUAUCUCUACUUGAACGCAUUCUGCCUAGUUUUGGCACUCAGUGCAGGUGCUGUGAAUUCGGCAAGCCUCGACUUUGACAGCAUAUUCAACAGGCGUGGAAACCAAGAUGCUACCAUCAGUCCACCUGAGCCAGACGACGCUUCUGGCUUAGCUGCCUACUCUAAUGCUGGUAGCCUUUCCAAGCUCCUUAAUGCUCCACAACCAGUGGGGUCAUCUGGCUGUGAGGCUUUAGCCUUUGUCCUCGAUGCUAGCUCCAGUGUGGGCAGAAGCCACUUCCAAACGGCAAAGGAUAUGAGUAAGACAAUUGUGACAGGCAAGGACAGCAGCAUACCGAUCGGAGACGACUGUUUUUACUGUCUGCAGAUUGCCACAGUGGUCUACUCCCAUCUAGUCGACACGUCAAUGAGGUUUGGGGCGUACAGCAGCGCGCGAAGGGUAUUGAACGCCAUCGACAACAUCAACUACCAUAGUGGCAGAUCGACGAGAACGGGAGACGCGAUGCAGCAAGCUAAUCGCGAGUACGCACGCACGGACUGCAGUGAGAGAACGCUCGUCAUUGUCACGGACGGCAAGUCCAAUAGCGGAAAGGACCCUUGCCGCGUGGCCCGGCAAAUGAAGCGUGAUGGUUGUCGGAUAUACCGUGAUCGCGUGGGGACGUGAGGAUGAGCGAGAUGCGUUGCAUUGCCUCGAGCCCUUUAGAGAU